AAACGAACCUCCAGCAGUCAGUCAACAUGGCUUCGUUGUGGAAAGUUGGUGGUAUUACCGUGGGUGUGCUGGUUGUAGUGGGGGUGGUUGUAGGGAGUAUCACAUGGGCUGUCCUGGCCAGCCGGGGACCCUCGGCCCCAGAGCUGCGAGAGCUGGACUGGUGGGAGAACACCGUCAUCUAUCAGAUAUAUCCCAGGUCUUUUAAAGACAGCGACGGCGAUGGAGUCGGAGAUUUGAAAGGCAUCACCAGUGAAAUAGAACACUUCGUGGAGUCUGGCGUGGGAGCUAUUUGGAUGUCUCCCAUCUUCCCGUCUCCUAUGGUGGACUUCGGAUACGACAUCAGCGAUUUCUACGACAUUCAUCAUGAGUACGGAACCAUGGCGGACUUUGAGGAGCUGGUGGAAAGAGCUCAUCAAAAUGGCAUAAGAGUACUGCUUGACUACGUGCCCAACCACGCGAGCACGGAGUCUGAAUACUUCAUCAAGUCGGAGGCGAGGGAGCCAGGGUACGAGAACUACUUCGUAUGGGCAGAUCCUGUGCUGCCUGACGGUAACAAUCAGAGCAUCAGGCAGGUGCCUUCUAACUGGCUAAGCCAAUUCGGCGGAACCGUGUGGGAAUGGAGCGAGAUACGCCAACAGUAUUACCUCCAUCAGUUCGCCAUAGAGCAAGCAGACUUCAACUUCAGAGAGCCUGCAGUCAGGCAGGAGAUGCUUAAGAUCAUGAGAUUCUGGUUCGAAAAAGGAGUCGACGGUUUCCGUCUAGAUGCGCUUCCUCAUCUCUUCGAAGCCAACCCGGACGAUCACGGUGGUGUAUACCCUGACGAGCCUCUGAGUGGCAAUAUGUGGUUGAACCCUGACCAAAUCGGUUACACUACGCAGUUGUACAUCAGAGAUUUAAUUGAAUUGUACGACGUUGUUUAUGAAUGGAGAGAUUUUGCCGAUUCUUGGGUUAAACAAAAUGGAGCUGAUACCAAAAUACUCUUAGCAGAAGCGUAUGCUAAUAUCUCCAUGACGAUGCUGUACUACGGAGAUGAGAGGAGUCGUGUGGGCGCUCAUUUCCCUUUCAACUUCGACUUCAUCACCAGUCUAUCAGCGGGGUCUAAUGCUAGAGAUUUCGCUUACGUCAUACGCCGGUGGAUGACUUACAUGCCUAGUGGGAAUGUGGCUAACUGGGUGUUUGGAAACCACGACAACAACAGGAUGCCAUCAAGAUUCCGCACUGACAUGGUAGACGGGCUUAAUGCCCUCAAUAUGCUUCUCCCAGGAGUAGCUAUCACCUACCAGGGUGAGGAAAUCGGGAUGCGAGACGGCUAUGUCAGCUGGGAAGACACUGUUGACGUCCAAGCCCUAAACCAGGGUAAUGCUUCCAACUACCUUCAGUAUUCACGAGACCCAGCACGAACGCCUUACCAUUGGGACAGUUCUACCAGUGCUGGUUUCUCGACAAACCCUAAAACCUGGUUGCCAGUGGCUGAGGAUUAUACAACCAUCAAUCUUCGAGCUCAGAAGCUAGUAGAUCGAAGUCAUUACAAGGUCUACCAACUCCUGACCCGCCUUCGAAGUACAGCAACCCUCUCCCACGGAAGCUACCACGUCGAAGCACUCAAUCAGAACGUUCUCGUCUUAGUGCGCCAUCUGGUGACCUACGACACCUACUCCUUAGUGUUCAACGUGGGUACUGAAGCGGAUACCGUGGAUCUCGCCAAGAUCUCGUUACUCCAAGAACCACUCAGCGUGUAUACUUCUAGUAUCCAUUCUAGGAGAGUGAAUGGAGAUACGGUGCCCCUGGGAGAAGUGACGCUGCAGCCUGGCGAAGCUUUAGUACUACGAUCUCCAUCAGCAUAGUAGAUUAUACAAAUAUUGUGUUUAAGUAAU
Manduca sexta (tobacco hornworm) is the source of this 1874-nucleotide messenger RNA. RefSeq names its product maltase A1. Gene Ontology annotation, biological process: carbohydrate metabolic process. The record is from RefSeq and is a predicted model, not a curated record. NCBI's taxonomy places the organism in Eukaryota, Metazoa, Arthropoda, Insecta, Lepidoptera, Sphingidae.